Messenger RNA from Ooceraea biroi (clonal raider ant), 1074 nucleotides. Its product is annotated as keratinocyte proline-rich protein. Lineage: Eukaryota; Metazoa; Arthropoda; Insecta; Hymenoptera; Formicidae. The record is from RefSeq and is a predicted model, not a curated record.
UUCCUCCUGUUGGCUUCCUACCCGCCGACAAUUUCAUCGGCACGCUCGAGUUGGCCAGCGGACAGAGCGUUGCGUCCCCUAUAAAAGCGAGGGUAGACCAUGGCGAUGCCAGUGUGCUCACUGCCGACCAACAUGAACAGCACCGACAAGCUGAAAGUGAUACUCCUAUGCGGCCUAGUGUUAUCGGUCGUAGCUGAGGAGAAGAAGAAGGAAGUCGAGGCCAGCGCCGAGCCCAAGAAUGACGAGAAGUCGAAGCGUGGACUGGAGCUGAGUCUGGGCGAUCACGGCGGUUUCGGAGGCGAUUUUGGCGGUGGAUUUGGCGGUGGAUUUGGCGGUGGCCUGGGCGGCGGCCACGAGAUAAUCUCCACUGAGCACAUCAAAGCGGUGACAGUCACGAAGCACGUGCCAGUACCGCACCCGUAUCCGGUGGAGGUCACCAAACACGUGCCCUACCCGGUGAAGAUACCGAUCAAAGUGCCCGUCGACCGCCCGUACCCCGUCCAUGUGCCGCAACCUUACCCGGUGGAGGUCACGAAGCACGUGCCCUACACGGUUGAGAAGCCGGUGCCCUACCCGGUGAAGGUACCCGUAAAGGUGCCCAUCAAAGUGCCCUACACGGUCAAGGUGCCGGUCAAGGUUCCAGUUGAGGUACCCAAACCAGUGCCCUACCCCGUCAAGGUACCGGUAGUCGUCAAGGAGCCCUACCCCGUGCUCAUUAAGGGUCACGACGACGGUGGCUACGGUGGCGGCGGCUUUGGUGGCGGCGACUUAGACGGAUUCGGCGGCCAUGACUUCGGCGGCGAUUUCGGCGGAUUCGGUCACUGAGACAAAGCUACCGCGAAAGGGAGCGAGGACCCGUGAUUCUCCCCCUUUGCUUGACGGUAAACAGCUCGCAGCGCGAGACCAACAGUUCUUUUCGAGAGACCGAUCGCCGACAGGAGCGACCGGUGGAGCGAUCAUUACGUUGCUCCGAUAGGAAUCGACAGCGAUGCACCAAUAUUGUAUUCAUUGCGAUCCUAUCCUCGAAUUGUACUAUACACCCUGUAAAUUUAAACUCGAAUAAAGUAUUUUUUU